AUAAUAUCUCGUAUAUAAAAUACUUUUAAUAAACCUCAAUACUUAUUUCAAAGUAUGUCAUAAUUAUAAUUAUAUGAUAGAAAGUCUAACCAUUAUAGUACUUAUUAUUGCACUCAAAGUAAAUUAUCAAUUUUAAAAAUGGGUAUGGGGAAAUGCAAGUCCCUUUAAAUAGAGUUUUUGCAAUAUAAGAUUACACAACGUCAGGGUACUUCAUGUCUGGCUAUUUACAAGUAAGUAACUUUAUCACCGGUAGAUUUAGACUAUGAUCUUUGUUCAAUUAAAUUCAAAUUUGUAUUCUUAAAUUAGGCUUACAAAACCCUGAUAACAAUUCAUUGUCACUUUGAGGAAAAAGAUUAUAAGUACUUCACACCCGAGUCACCUACCAUUCAUUACGAUGGCGUUCGCCCAGUUCGUUUCUGUCUUAAUUUUGACCUCAUUUUUUCUAACAGCAACACCAGCAAUAAUUCCAGAAUCGCUUACAAAUGAAAUCAAGGAAUUUUUCAAAACCGGACUUGCUCCCAAAAAUUUAGCCAAAGAUCUGACAAAAUUCCAAAUGCCUCAUGUGUUUCGUGAAGGCAUGGAAAAUACCUAUGAUCACCCUGUCAUUUGCUUCUUUUGCAAUUUAUUGGUCGAUUUAGCCAUAGGUGAGCGCAGGUUAGGGGCAAGUCGUGAUGUUCUUGCCAAAGAAGUAGAAUUUAUUUGUGUCCAUCUUGGGAUCGAGAGUGAGAGGGUUUGUAAGGGAGUAAUCGAUCUAAAUAUUGACGUUUUUCUUUACAUCGUUGAUAAUUACCACAAACUUGACUCGCACAGAGUUUGUGGGUCCGUUCUCCAGUCUAUGGGUUGCUCACUCGGGAAUAACUUUGAGUGGUCAAUUGAACUUCCCAGUGGGAGUUCACCACUUAGGCCUAAACCGAACGAUACAGUAGAAGUUUUCAAAAUUUUGCAAUUGUCUGAUAUACACUAUGACCCCAAUUAUACCCCGUAUGGAAAUGCCGAUUGUGGUGAGCCUAUUUGUUGUCAAAGUGAUCAAGGCGAGCCUAGUUCACUCGAAAAUACUUGUGGUUAUUGGACGGAUUAUAGAGAGGCUGACACGCCGUGGCAUUUAAUUGAAGAAACAGUCAGACAAGCAAAAACUCAGGAGUUCAAAUAUGUCUACUACACUGGUGAUAUUAUCAGUCACCGAGUUUGGGAGACAAGCAUUGAAAAUAAUAGUCGAGCCAUCACCGACCUUUUUUCCUACUUUAAACAAAGUUUUGACGUCCCAGUUUUUCCCGUUUUCGGAAACCAUGAGCCCCAUCCACUAGACCUUUGGCCAACUGAAAGCGUCCAAGAUAACAAGUUUUCAGUGCAAUGGCUGUUUGAGCUAGUUGCAGGCCCUUGGUCGGAACUUGUGGGCCAAGAUAUAAGUGAAACAGUCCUGAAAGGGGGUUACUACACCGUUAGUCCUAAACCAGGUUUUCGGAUUAUAGCAAUCAAUGGCAACCUUUGUUACACCUACAACUGGUGGCUUAUUUUCAACGAUGUUGACCCUUACGGUCAGUUGCAAUGGCUCGCUGAAACUUUACUCGAAGCUGAAAAAAAUAAUGAAAGCGUUCACAUUUUAUCGCAUGUUCCCACAGGAACUUCCGAAAGUUUAUCAGUUUGGGGGAGAGAAUAUUCCAGAAUUGUUGAAAGAUUUGCAAAUACGAUCACUGGACAGUUUAAUGGUCACACUCACAGGGACGAAUUUCAUGUUUAUUAUAACAGUUCAAACCCAACACAACCAAUAGGAACCGCUUUUAACGGAGCUUCUGUGACGCCCUAUACUGCUUCUAACCCCAGCUACAAAAUUUACGAAGUUGAUUCGACCACAUUUGAUUUAUUAGACUACGAAGAAUGGACGUUUAAUCUUACUUUAGCGAACUCAAAAAAUUCGACUCAGUAUCCGGAUUGGUACAAAUUGUACUCUUUUACCGAAGCUUUUGGGGUUGAUAAUUUAUCGCCAGCUGAGGUUGACAAAGUUUUGUACAAAAUGGCCGAAAAUCAUACACUACUUGACAACUACUUUUUAUACAAAUUUCGAAAUGGUGAUGCUGGAAUUAAAGAUGGUUGUGAUGACUCUUGCAAGAAAAGUAAUCUAUGUGAGAUUGCAACCACUGUUUAUGGAGUUGACGUCCACUGUAAUCGUUUCACUGAAUUAUAUAUCAAAGGACAGUAAUGUUUAAUGUAUUUAUUUGUUGCACUUAUUACUUGAAUAAAAUGCUUGAGACGA
Tribolium madens (black flour beetle) is the source of this 2251-nucleotide messenger RNA. RefSeq names its product sphingomyelin phosphodiesterase-like. Gene Ontology annotation, biological process: sphingomyelin catabolic process; ceramide biosynthetic process. Gene Ontology annotation, cellular component: lysosome. The transcript is spliced from 7 exons. The record is from RefSeq and is a predicted model, not a curated record. The coding region runs from base 395 to 2197 and encodes 600 amino acids. Gene Ontology annotation, molecular function: acid sphingomyelin phosphodiesterase activity. Lineage: Eukaryota; Metazoa; Arthropoda; Insecta; Coleoptera; Tenebrionidae.